AUGAUUACAAUCUUAUUGUUUAUUUCUUUAUGUUUUGCUGCAAAACAAAUUGAACCAAAACAAGUAACACCAAAAAAAAUUAAAGAAGUUCAAUCAAUUAAUAUGUCUGAAUUUGGUUAUUAUAAUUUUGAUCAAAAGAAAGUUAAAAAAGCAUUAAAUGAGAUUAAAAAACCUAAAAUACCGCCAAUGAUUCCUAUUGUAGCACAACCUCCUAUUAUUCCAGUUGUUCCAGUCCAGUCAUCAAUUACAAUUACAGAAAUUCAACCACAACCAAGAUUUGUUCAAGCAUAUCCUACUUUAAUGCUUUAA
Messenger RNA from Entamoeba nuttalli P19, 309 nucleotides. RefSeq lists its product as hypothetical. Bases 1 to 309 code for a protein of 102 amino acids. Lineage: Eukaryota; Evosea; Mastigamoebida; Endamoebidae. The transcript has a single exon. The record is from RefSeq and is a predicted model, not a curated record.